AUGAUAAAUUCAUCUUGGCCAAAUAUACCAUGUCAAAUGCAAAGACCAUCAUUAUUUGAGGAUGAUGAUGAUGAUCAUACUAAUAAUAAGAAUGGAAAACAAAUGCUAUCAAGAAGUCUUACAUUUGAUAAGGAACCAUUAAAACAAAAACAAAUAAAAAGACUAAGUCGAUCAUCACCAGCUAUAAUUGAACAACAACUACAAUGUUUAGAUCGAAGUUUACUUAGUAAUGAUGAUUGGCGGCAAGAGACAAUGGCUGAUGUUCAUAUUGAUCCAUUACCAUAUGUACGUGACAUGCUUAAUGAAUUGAGUAAUACAGAAGCUUUUCUUUAUGCUCGGCAAUGUCAUAUUGUUGUUGCUAAAUUACUUUUAUGUUGGAGUGAUGUUAAUGAAGAAAUAAAAUCAUUAUUAAAACAUAAAGAAUAUACAGAAGCAGCUAUUGAACAUAUUCGAAAAGAUUUAAUAAUUAAUAAAGAGAAAGCAACAUUAUUGAAUGAAAAUAGUUUACCACUUGUUGGAAAUUUACUUGCUUUUACAUCAUAUGUUAUACAAGUAUUUCAAGACGCAACAAAAUUAAUUGAAGAAUCAUGUGAAAUUAAAAAACAAGCGAUGAAUCAAAUAAAAGAUAUAAAAGCUUAUUCAUUAACUGUUAAUCAAAGUCUUGCGGAUAUUAUUACAUUAGCUAUGAAUAAAGAAAAUUUUCACUUCUACAUUAAAGUGCGUACUGCACUUAAUAUUCAAGCGAAAGAUAUUCACGAAGAACUAUGUUUUACUUGUGGUGAUGAAACGCCUUCUCUUAAGACCAUUGAAGAAUGGUCGAAAUGGUUUUGUGAAAGUCGAGAAGAUGCUGAAGGCGAAGUACGAUCUGAUAGUCUUGUUAUUGAAGCAACAUCUGAAAAUAUUGAACAACAAUUAAAAGAACAACAGAAACGAAAUGAAGAAGUACUAGAUAUACCUCAAUUAGUUCGUGAUUUUCUUGAUCCAGCUGAAUUUUAUCAACAAGUAAAAACAAUCUAUGAUAUUAACUUUUUUUGUGGUGUAUCAGAUUCUUUACUCAAAAGUAUACAUAUAUAAAUUUUCAAAUCAAUAGAAUUAUACUUAAUUGAUUAAGAUU
Molecule: messenger RNA, 1114 nt
Organism: Rotaria sordida
Lineage: Eukaryota; Metazoa; Rotifera; Eurotatoria; Philodinida; Philodinidae
Source: the annotation of a GenBank genome assembly